This is a messenger RNA of Colletotrichum orchidophilum, 1296 nucleotides long. RefSeq lists its product as uncharacterized. The transcript has 4 exons. The record is from RefSeq and is a predicted model, not a curated record. Lineage: Eukaryota; Fungi; Ascomycota; Sordariomycetes; Glomerellales; Glomerellaceae. The coding region runs from base 1 to 1296 and encodes 431 amino acids.
AUGGCCGAACACCAUCCGCUUCCCGCGCUGCCUCCCCAGCACCAGCAACCGAAUCAACACUAUCGGCAACAAGGCCCCGUCUCCUACAACGACAACCAGGCCCAGUUCCCGCCUCAUCAGCAGCAGUACGACCAAGUUCAGCCCGUCCAACCGCCUCCCAACGUCCAGGCCCAGGCCCCGGCCCAGGUGCAGUCCCAGAAUCAACCUCCUCAAAGACACUCCAAGUCCCGGUCGAGGACUUUCAGCUUCCAGUCCAACAAAUCCCACAAGAGCUCCGGGAGUCACCACAAGAUCGAUCUCCACGAGACACCCGAAGAGAAGGAAGCAAAGAGACUACACAGCAAAGCCGAUCCAACCGUCGCCAUGAGUGAGGCCGAACCUGCUUCCAAAGCCGCCGUUCAGGCAAUGACCAAGACUUCCUUGGCUCCAUUGCGCGCCAUCCAGCACAAAGAUACGACCGGUGCUCCAAUUGCUGAACCCGACCGAUCCAACCCCACGCGUAGCCGGUGGGAACGACCUCUUGACACCAUUCGCAGUUUUGAGGCUGCCAUUGAUGGAGGCUAUCGUGACCGGGACCGGCGACAGUCUUACAUUCGCUCGGAUACAGAGUCAGUCGCAACAUGGAACAGACGCAGCAGCUACUAUGCUACCAGUGGAGGUCGCCAACCCCAAGACAGCUAUUACAGUGGUCGCCCGGGCUCGUUCCGCCCGGAGGGCAGCCAGAUCGAGAUGGGGUCCAACCGACAGAGUUACUAUGAUCAGCACCAGAAUGGUGGGGGAUAUUACAAUGGUGGCAACAACAUUCCCUACCGACAAAGAGUCCCUAGGACGCAAACUGAUCCGCACAUGAAUGGCUACGCACGCGGCGAUCAAAACGUUUAUCCCCUGCCCAACAAGGAUCGAUCAUAUGAGACUGUUACGUCGGCAGCCGCAAGUGGAAGCUCAGCAGAGCAUGCAGGCUACCAUACCGACCCGACUAGUAGCGACAACAGCUCCAUUGAGCGUGGCGGUCCGGCCCACAGGCCUGAACCCGCCAACGACUACGGCAUUGGCUUCAACCAGGACCAAGGAUAUCAGGCCCCUGCUGUGAAAUUCGACAACGGCGCGCCAAAUGGAAAGGGACAUGCUUAUCAAGCGGUGAACAACGGAGCUCAGGUACCCCAGCAGAGCGCCAACGUGCUUCGGAGACCAGUGGGCACCUCGCCACCGCAACAGCAGCCACAGGCGCAGCCUAGACCUGCUGAGCCGGUGAAGAGAAAGAGCUGGUUUUCUAAGCGUUUCAGCAAAUCGCCUUGA